Geosmithia morbida is the source of this 1134-nucleotide messenger RNA. RefSeq names its product SAGA-associated factor 73. The transcript is spliced from 4 exons. Gene Ontology annotation, biological process: RITS complex assembly; regulatory ncRNA-mediated heterochromatin formation; regulation of transcription by RNA polymerase II. NCBI's taxonomy places the organism in Eukaryota, Fungi, Ascomycota, Sordariomycetes, Hypocreales, Bionectriaceae. The record is from RefSeq and is a predicted model, not a curated record. The coding region runs from base 1 to 1134 and encodes 377 amino acids. Gene Ontology annotation, cellular component: SAGA complex.
AUGCGUGGAGGCCCCGUGGUCAAUCAGCUAGACGAGAGCGCACGCGCAACGUUUGCGACGGGACGACCACUAGAAGACAGCCCGGACCUGCAGCAGUGCAAGCACUGCAAGAAGAGCGUUCUCAAGACGGCGGCCAAGGUACACAUUGCGCAGUGCCUCAAACUCAAGAGGGAAAAGGCACAGCGGAAGAAGGAGGCGCGUGAGGCGCGUGAGAGAGCCAAGGAGGCGGCUAGGGAGGAGGAGGCACGCAAGGCUGAUGACGGCAAGGAGGAAGACAGUGAUGACGAUGGCGGCGACAUCUCUCCCGACAAGAAGGGUGUUAAGGCAGGCAAGAAGGCUGCUGGCGCAGGCGCCGGCAAGAAGCCCGGUGAUGACAAGAGCAAGAAGCGCAAGGCUGAUGGGGCGCCCGAUGGCGGUCCCAAGGCCAAGAAGAAGAAGGAUGAGCCCAAGGCCAAGGCACCCAAAACGAAGGGCAUGUUUUUUUUCUCUUUUUCAUUGCGCGCCGCCCUGCACGGAAAGUGUCCUGUCGACGUUGAGCGCCAAUGUGGUGUCAUUCUUCCCAACGGACAACCGUGCGCUCGCUCACUAACGUGCAAGAGCCACUCCAUGGGAGCCAAACGAGCAGUCGCCGGCCGUUCCCUACCAUAUGAUAUGCUCCUAGCAGCAUACCAGAAAAAGAACCAGGCCAAGCAGCAGAAGGCCGCUUUGGAUGCCAAUGCGCCAGUAGAAGACGAAGACGACGCUAACAACGGUCCCAUUGAUUCGGACGAAGAGACGUUCGCCGUCAUGAGCUCCCUCGCCAAGUGGAAGCCGCAGCCUGUCGUGCCGCAGCCCGUUUUCACCCCCAUCAGACGACAGUACCAGAUCUCCCGACUGCACGAGCAGCUACAGAUGGCCACCAACGGUGGGCGCACAAAUAUCUUUGCUGUUAAGAGCUUCGGCACAAAGAGGAACAUGUCCGAUACCAACACUGCACAGCAGCAGCCUCAACAGCAGCAGUCCCAAACCCUUACGGUAGACGGGGAAGAUGCCCCCGGUGAGCCGGACAUGAGCAUGGGUCUCGGCGUCACGAGCAGUAUACCCUCGGGCUUGGGGACGGCACAUAGGCAGACACCUGUCGCUAGUCGUGGUUGA